AUGCAUAGAGCAAAUCAACGCCCUCGCAAAAGCAUCCCAAAGGCAUUGACUCAGCAAGAACUGGAUCUGGCUGUGGCACAAGAACAGCGACAAGACGCGAUCUGCCAUGCUGCCACCGGCCUUGGCAAGACAUUUGUCGCAGCAGCACCCUAUGCCCUCAAUCGAAACAAGGACAAGGUGACGAUCAUCGUAUCACCUUUAAUCGCCUUGCAAGAUGAGAUGGUCAAGACAUUUGAAGAUGAGUUUGGAUUGCCUGCGGUUGCGGUCAGUAGUGGUCACGGUGGUCUCAGGAGGGAUGUACUCCAGACAAUUGUCGACAGCAAGUAUCGGAUUGUCUUGGUAUCCCCCGAACUCCUGACAACACGCACAUUCACCUCGCGAGUGCUAAAACACCCACAUUUUCACAAAAUCAUCUAUUCUGUUAUUGUGGAUGAGGUUCACUGUGUAUCACAUUGGGGGGACAGCUUUCGAAAAGCAUACGCAGAGAUUGGCUCGAUUCAAUGUCAGCUACGCUUACUCGUAGGCGUCCUGAGGACAUCCCCAAGACCUUGGAUAUACUGCGACAAUAUUGCUGAGGGCAGCAAAAUUGCCGAUUACCUCCGACAACGGCUCCCUCAAGAAUUCGCGCGUGCUGGUGUCAUCCGAGAGUACUGUGCAGUGUUUUCAACGGAGUACCGUAACCUUGCUAUGAAACACUUUCGGGAGGGUCGAAUCCGUAUCAUGGUGUGCACCGAUGCAGCUGGGAUGGGCUGUAACAUACCUGACAUUGACGUUGUCGUCCAGUGGCGGCUACCACAGAAACUGUCGGCUUUCGUUCAGCGUGCUGGCCGUGCUGCGCGCGCUCGUAACCGGAAGGGGCUAGCUGUCCUCCUAUGUGAACCCUCCGCCUUUUCUGCCGACCUUUCGGAGCUCCUCAACGACGCCCUGCGCAAGAAAGGGGCCAAAGGUCGCCUCAACUCAAAGAAAGCUACCUCCGAGUUCCAACCCAACAAGGCUGCAUCAAAGGCUUAUGCUGCCGCACAUGGUCGCAACCGGGGAGCUUGCAGCGAGAAGGAUGAGCUCGAACACCUACAGGAUGAGCCAGAUGUCGAUGUAGAUGCCGCUGAUGAGGGUCUCAUUCAUUUUGUGCAGACAACGGGCUGCUGUUGUGCAUUGCUUGCUAAGGUGUUUCGCAAUCCCCCAUCCAGCUCAGACCUCUCUGUUCCUUGCUGCGACAUCUGUCACCCCUCCCUUCUCGACCAAAUUCGCCCGGGCCCCAAGCCUUCGGUUCAACGCGGCCCAAAGACCAAGAAGUGCGAGCCGAGGGCCGAUAUCGUCAAAGCCAUCCAUGCCUGGCGGGUUCGUGUCUCACAGACAUUCCCGAGGCACUCGUUCCUCACGCCCGGGUCCGUGCUCUCCGAGGAUGGUGUCACUGGGCUCGCCUCAAUGACACCCCUAUCUGCCGAGACAAUUAGCACGUGGCUGGUGCCGCGCUGGAUUCGAUGGGAGAAAUACGGCGAGGAGCUCACCAAUGUUGUCCUCGAUGCCGACCGAGGUCUGCGCCAAACCAUUGCCCAGCCACCCAGCCCCUCCCGCGAACAUCGCCUUGAAGCAAACGAGUCGCAAGACCGCAACCCGAGCACCUCUCGACGAGGCACUGUGCCUACUCCACGUGCCCCGCAGCCAUCCUCAAGAGCUGCACGUCGACGCUCGCCGAGUCCGCCAGUCGCGCGAAAGCGUCACCGCUCCACAGUUGCCACGGAGGAGCCACCCUCUAGUUCUACUCGCCUCGCACACGCUCACCAACCUAAGACAUCUGCUUUGGCACAUCCUCCAUUACCUCCCCCGCAAUCUCAGACGUGGCAACCACCGUACGUGUACGCACCCCACCACCAGUCAGAAUCGCCCUCGUACACUCACCCGUCGACAAUGGGGCCAUCAAUGGCUCCACAUCAGACGCAUCCUGGCCACUAUACGAGUUGGCCAGGCUUGGCAAACUACCCCAACCUGCGCUACCGCACCACCAUGAUGCAGCACCCCAAUCCUUCAUACUCUUGGUCAACAGCUUCGACAUUCGUACCGUACACCCCUCAGGUUCAGUCACGGCACUACCAGACUCCGGAAUCAGGCCCUAUCUCCCAUACCCCAGUACAUCAUACCCCUAACCCUCACAACCACUCUUUCUCCUCUGUUCCAGUUUUUAUGAUCCUAGGCAAUGGGAUGGGUGCGCAAGCGCGAUUUUUGGAAGUGCAUGUUCGUAAGCCCUUGAGACUUGAUUUCCCCAGCCAACACCGCGCGAGUGAGCCCAGGCGUUCAGCAGCUAGCGCUGCCGACCUCGGCAAAAUGACAUGUGUCACCCUUAUUAGGUAG
Molecule: messenger RNA, 2349 nt
Organism: Coniophora puteana RWD-64-598 SS2
Lineage: Eukaryota; Fungi; Basidiomycota; Agaricomycetes; Boletales; Coniophoraceae
Product: P-loop containing nucleoside triphosphate hydrolase protein
Exons: 9
Coding region: 1-2349 (782 amino acids)
Biological process (GO): double-strand break repair via homologous recombination
Cellular component (GO): cytoplasm; chromosome
Molecular function (GO): ATP binding; four-way junction helicase activity; 3'-5' DNA helicase activity
Source: RefSeq, a predicted model, not a curated record